Messenger RNA from Penicillium waksmanii, 729 nucleotides. RefSeq names its product mitochondrial 54S ribosomal protein bL17m. Gene Ontology annotation, molecular function: structural constituent of ribosome. The transcript has 2 exons. The record is from RefSeq and is a predicted model, not a curated record. Gene Ontology annotation, biological process: translation. Gene Ontology annotation, cellular component: ribosome; mitochondrial large ribosomal subunit. Bases 1 to 729 code for a protein of 242 amino acids. Lineage: Eukaryota; Fungi; Ascomycota; Eurotiomycetes; Eurotiales; Aspergillaceae.
AUGGCCGGCGGCGGAGGAAAAUACCGGCACCUGGGCCGCAAGUCUUCACAUCGUCAGGCCCUGCUGCGCAACCUGGUGACCUCUCUCUUCGAAAACGAAUCCAUCACAACGACAUGGCACAAGGCCAAGGAGGCCCAGCGGUUGGCUGACAAACUGAUUACCCUGGGAAAGAAGAACUCGGAGGCCUCUCGGCGACGGGCCCUGGAGAUUUUCUAUAAACCACACCAAAUCAUCCCCAAACUCUUCGGACCCCUCCGCGAACGCUACGCCGACCGACCAGGCGGCUACACCCGCGUCCUCCGCAUCGAACCAAAGCAGAAAUACGAAUACUACUCAGUAGCCCAGGGCGACAAGUCCGCGAUCCCAGAACGCAAACCCUGCGACCAAGCGCCGUCGGCAAUUCUCGAACUCGUCGACGGACCCAAGGACAUUCGCUUCGCCAUGACAGCGCGAACAGUCCUCCGCCAGCGUGAGGGUUAUUCCGGCCAAUUGAAUAACAUCACCAAGCUCAACGUCGAGAAAGUGACUCGGUUCCGGAAGGGUGGUGCUGAGGCGCUGGAGGAGGCUAUUCGGAAAUUGCAGGUGGGCGAUAAGAAGGGCGCUGCUAAGAUUGUGAAGGAGCAGGAGGAGUUGGCUGAGAGUGAGGAUAAGGCUGCGGCUGAGGAGGCUAUGAGGUCUGAGAAGCAAGCUGCUGAGUUGGCGAAGAAGGUUGAGAAUUUGAAGGUUUAG